This is a messenger RNA of Epinephelus lanceolatus (giant grouper), 513 nucleotides long. NCBI's taxonomy places the organism in Eukaryota, Metazoa, Chordata, Actinopteri, Perciformes, Serranidae. The record is from RefSeq and is a predicted model, not a curated record.
AUGCAGCAGUAUGGGAGGGCGUGGCCAACCUGGCACAACCAGGAAGGUGCAGCAGAGUGGGCGGAUGAAGGGCCUCCACCCUGCAGCAGAGCUUCAGCAGCAGCAGAGAGACACGGUCGACCCCCAGCUCACCUGAACAGUUCAACCAUGAGGUGGCGCUCUCCUCCUCUUCCUCUCCUCUUCCUCUUCUCCCUCCUCACCCUGCUGGUCGAUGGAGCAGCAGCUUCAGAUUUCAAGAUCUGCGCCUACAAUGUGCAGAAAUUCAACUCCGCGAAAGCAUCAAACACCAGAGUGCGACACACUCUGACACGGAUCCUGUCUCGCUGUGAUAUCAGUCUCCUGCAGGAGGUGAUGGAUCCUGAUGGUAAAGCCAUCCAAAAGCUGCUGGCAUCUCUCAACAGGCCAACCGACAGGUAUGACAAGUUCAGCUACCGAGCAGUUUCCAGUAAGGCUCUGGGAAAGUCUCCCAACAACAUGCAGCAGUACGUUUUCAUCUACAGGUAAGACACAGUG